This is a messenger RNA of Gymnogyps californianus (California condor), 834 nucleotides long. RefSeq names its product chromosome 15 C7orf50 homolog (gene CHLSN). The record is from RefSeq and is a predicted model, not a curated record. Lineage: Eukaryota; Metazoa; Chordata; Aves; Accipitriformes; Cathartidae. The transcript is spliced from 5 exons. Bases 62 to 631 code for a protein of 189 amino acids.
AGCGUGGGGCUCAGUUAAAUGUGCAGAGGAGGCGGGUCUGAGAGAAUAGCUCUAUUUUAGAAUGCCGAAAAUGAAUGUGGAAAAAAAAGAAAAGAAGGCAGAAAAAAGAAAAAAGCUAAAGCAACAUGUGGCCCAAAAGGGAGAGCUGGAAUCAGAGACUCAACCAAAGAAAAAGAAACAAAAUCUGCAGGCAACAAAUGAAGAGGAAGAACUUACCGCAGAGGAAAGGAGGAAACUGGAAAGAAAAUUAAAAAAAGAGCGCAAGAAGAAGGAAAAACAGCUGAUGAGGGAAGCUGGAAUCUCUACUAAAAAGGUGGAGCCCAAAAAGCAGUCGGGAUCUGAGCUGGCUCUGGCCUAUUUAACCAGCUGGUCUGAAAACCCAGAAGAAUGGAAGUUUCAAAAGACAAGACAAACCUGGCUUCUCUUGCACAUGUAUGAUAAAGAGAAGGUUCCAGACAAGUAUUUUACCAUUUUACUGGAUUAUCUGCAAGGGCUUCAAGGUGGUGCGCGAGACAUAACUGUGCAGAAAGCUGAAGCUUUUAUGAAGGAAUUUGAUGGUUCUGAUGCAGAAGACCCAAACCUCUUGGAGAAGUGCGAGCGCAUACGACAAGUUCUGCAACUGCUGUCCUGAGAGUAUUUUUGUGUCUUAAUGGUUGUCUGGUGGAGAGAAGGAGAGGAUGUCAUAUACAGAGACUAUAAAUUAAUUGUAAAGACAUAUUUUCUAAUAAGAAUCCUAAUACUAAAUUUUCAGAUUCUGUACUCAUAGUUUUUUCCAAUUGCAAAUAUUUAUCAUGUUUUGAGGUGAUGAAAUAAAAAUAACAUAUUUGGUCCAUA